Seminavis robusta is the source of this 736-nucleotide messenger RNA. The record is from the annotation of a GenBank genome assembly. Lineage: Eukaryota; Bacillariophyta; Bacillariophyceae; Naviculales; Naviculaceae.
GUCAAAUCCUUCGGAUCCUUCCUCCUCUCUGAUUUUGAUUCUGUUCUCACACCAACAAGCAAAAACAUUACUAUCAAGCAAUAUUUCAAAAACAAGACCAUGGACUCGCUCCCAGUACUAGCAGUAGACCCCAUCAGUAUUGCCAUUGGCAUUGGAAUAGGUCUAUUACUCUCCUUUCUACUAGUCCCCAAACCCAAACCCGUCAUAAUCCCCGUCAAUCCAUCCAUUGAGAAAGAGAAUCCCAAGGUCGGCCUUCGAUGUACCGUCAAGGAUAUUGAAGAUCUCAUUGAAGCGUCUCCCAAAGGAAAGGUAUCCUACUGUCGGUGUUGGAGAUCGGAAAAAUUCCCUUAUUGUGACGGAGCGCAUCGGGACUACAAUGCCGAAUGCAAGGAUAACACUGGACCAUUGACUAUUGUCAAGCAAGAAUAAAAUAAGAGACCCACCAUCACUGCAGUUUCUGUCGCCACCAAAUGAACGACCUUUUUGGGUUGCCACAAAAAUUCAGACAAGAAUAAAAAGAGGCUAUUCGCUCCUCAAUAUCAGUGCAAAACAACCAGCGAUGCCAUUUAUCGUCUAUUCAAUCGCUCCUUCAAUCAACAAAUAAUAUCACGCAAAGAGGGCCAGAAAUAUACAUGUCCAUCGAAUCAAAUUCGGAUGGCACGGCAUGAUCACGAGAUCUUGUAUUUCAAUAGACUAAUACAGUAGGGAUACUCGUAACAUUUCGUUUUUCAUCUGG